AUGGUCUACCAUGGCUUGUCUGAGAUGACCAUGGUCAACCAUGGUUUGUCUGAGAUGACCAUGGUCUACCAUGGCUUGUCUGAGAUGACCAUGGUCAACCAUGGCUUGUCUGAGAUGACCAUGGUCUACCAUGGCUUGUCUGAGAUGACCAUGGUCUACCAUGGUUUGUCUGAGAUGACCAUGGUCUACCAUGGCUUGUCUGAGAUGACCAUGGUCAACCAUGGUUUGUCUGAGAUGACCAUUGUCAACCAUAGCUUGUCUGAGAUGACCAUGGUCAACCAUGGCUUGUCUGAGAUGACCAUGGUCUACCAUGGCUUGUCUGAGAUGACCAUGGUCUACCAUGGCUUGUCUUAG
Messenger RNA from Haliotis rufescens (red abalone), 354 nucleotides. RefSeq lists its product as uncharacterized. Bases 1 to 354 code for a protein of 117 amino acids. NCBI's taxonomy places the organism in Eukaryota, Metazoa, Mollusca, Gastropoda, Lepetellida, Haliotidae. The record is from RefSeq and is a predicted model, not a curated record. The transcript has a single exon.